GGGCGGGAGCGUCAAUCAGGCCGAGCUUUGAGGAGGCUGGAUGGAGAGUGGGGCCGAGCGGGGACACUGGUGGUGGCUGAGGCGAAGAAGGCGGCGGCGGAGGAGAGGGAGGCGGAGGCCGGCGGAGAGCCGAGAGGAGCUCCGGUAUUCAAGAUGAAUCUCGAAAAACUCAGCAAACCUGAACUACUGACACUCUUCAGCAUUCUUGAAGGGGAAUUAGAAGCCAGGGAUCUUGUUAUAGAAGCUUUAAAGGCCCAGCAUAGAGAUACUUUCAUUGAGGAACGUUAUGGAAAAUACAACAUUAGUGAUCCACUAAUGGCUCUUCAGCGGGAUUUUGAAGCACUGAAAGAAGAAAAUUAUGGUGAAAAGCAACCUGUUUGUGCCAACCCCUUAUCCAUCCUGAAGGUAGUGAUGAAACAUUGCAAGAACAUGCAAGAGAAAAUGUUAUCCCAACUAGCUGCUGCGGAGAGCAGGCACAGAAAGGUAAUUUUGGAUCUUGAAGAAGAGAGACAGCGACAUGCCCAAGAUACUGCUGAGGGAGAUGAUGUCACAUACAUGCUGGAAAAGGAGAGAGAGAGACUCACACAACAGCUGGAAUUUGAGAAGUCCCAGGUGAAGAAGGUUGAGAGAGAGCAGAAAAAGCUAUCCAGUCAGUUGGAAGAGGAACGUGCCCACCACAAGCAACUAUCUUCCAUGCUUGUGUUGGAGUGUAAGAAAGCCACAGCCAAGGCUGCAGAGGAAGGACAAAAGGUCGGAGAACUAAACAUGAAGCUGGAGAAGGAAAGAAGCAAAGUGAACCAGUUGGAGGAAGAGCUGGCAGCCAAGAAGAAGAGGGGCUUGCAGAUGGAGGCGCAAGUAGAGAAACAAUUGUCUGAGUUUGAUAUUGAACGAGAGCAGCUGAAGGCCAAAUUAAACCGCGAAGAGAAUCGCACAAAAGCCCUGAAGGAGGAAGUCGAAAACCUGAAGAAAAUACUUAAAGAAUUAGAGGCUUCUUACAAAGUUGCCAACAACAAGGUUGAGCUCACACAACCCAAUGUCUCAGUGUCAAUUGCAGCUGGCACAGAGGACUGUGGUGGUAGGUCAGUAGCUUGCCAGACAGAAAGUUCCCUGGCUGAGAACACCUUCCAGGGCAGUACUGUUAGACUGGCACACAUGUUGGCAGCCAACUGUGUCACAGCUCCCCAUCCUUAUGCCAAGGUCAAUGGGCACUGUGAUGCUGAUAUACAAGCAGAUGUAGAGGCAACUCAGCCUAAAAUGGAAAACCUGCAGAAGAGUAAGCCCCCUGGAUCAGCUCCUGAGAAUACCACAGAAAACAGUGGCUCCCCUAUAAGAACAGAGUCGCUUUCCCCUUCAAUUCCACCAUUUCCUUCCAGUGGGAUAUCGUUAUCACCAAGCAACACAGCUUCGUCAUCUCUGACAUCCUCCCCAUGCUCCUCCCCAGUCAUGACAAAGCGGUUGGUUGGAGCGUCAGCCAGCAGUCCCAGCUACCAGUCUUCCUAUCAGGUGGGAAUCAAUCAGCGUUUCCAUGCUGCGCGACACAAAUUCCAAUCCCAAGCUGAUCAAGAGCACCAGUCAAGUGGCCUCCAGAGUCCUCCGUCCAGAGACCUGUCCCCCACUCUGGUUGAUAAUUCAGCUGCAAAGCAACAUGCCCGCAAUACAGUCACUCAGGUUCUCUCCAGGUUCACCAGCCAGCAGGGUUCUAUUAAGCCAGUCUCUCCUAAUAGCUCACCCUUUGGCACAGACUAUCGAAACCUGGCCAAUGCAAUGAGUCCCAAAAGUGAAUCUAGCCCAGGCAAAAUCUCCAGCCCAUUAAGUCCGUUGUCUCCUGGAAUUAAAUCGCCGACCAUACCCAGAGCUGAAAGAGGGAAUCCUCCACCAAUUCCUCCAAAGAAACCUGGUCUGGCUCCUUCUCCAGUCAUUCCCACCCCACCAACCAAAACCUCUCAAGCUACUUCUCUGGGCUCUCCUGUUGAUUUGGCAAGUAGCUGCUCCAGCAAUGCUGUUGUAACCAAUGGGAAAGAAAUAGAGAUCUUACUGCCAACAAAUAGCUAGUAUCCAGAGUCACAUUCCAAGUGUUUACCAUUCUUGGAGCUGAAGCACUGUUUUAUCCACUCCAUGUUAUUUAUUUGGUUAGUAGUAUUUAGUGUACUUUUCUUUUGUUUCCCCCCCCCCCCCCCCCAUGAUUAUUAAUAUGACUUGUAUAUUCUAGAGCCUCUCGGUGUCACAUAGCAGCAGACAUACCAAGUAAAAAGAAGCAGUUGAUUUCCUACACUGGUAGCUGACCAGUGGACUAUGACAACAAAAAACAGUCAUUUUAAAAUUAUGCAGAAAAACAUGCCAUGCAAAUUUCCAUUCCAGACAAACAUUUUCUAAGAAGUGCCUGAGCUAAAGCCUGCAGAUAUGAAUGUGAUCCUCUGCAAGCCAGAAGGGAUUGUCCAGCUGCAGAAAGCACAGUUUUUCUGAGUCAUGAAUGUUGAAAUCAAUACUGUUGUUCCUUUCCAGUAGUUUUGUUAACAAUAUGCUACAGAAAGGAAAUGUUCCAAAGGUGAUCAGUCAGUUGUUUCCCUGCUAUGAACAAAGUGAGUUAAUGUAGCUGCAUUGUCAGGUGCACUUUGGCCCCCAUUGCCAAGCUUUAUGCAGCCCAUACUUUCCUGAGAUAUAACCUUUAAAAAAACUUUGGAAGCUUUAAACAAUUAGGGUGUCAUUUUUUUCAGUAAGUAUCCAUUCUUUGAAUAUAUUCUUUCAGUUUAGGUAAAAUAGGUAAGCUGAAGUGCUGAAAAAGUGGGUUGGGUUUUUAAUAUGCCUCAUGCAUUCUACUGUUGUAUUUAGAACUUCUGAGAGCAGGAUCUUUGCUGUUAGUUGACAAAGAUCUUAAUAUUACUUGAACUUAUAAAUGUUAUUCAAUUCGAUACAGGUCUUUGCAUUAGAAAUAUUGGAUCGACUCUGGAUGAUCCAAAGCAAUAACAUAAGUGUUGCUCGAUAUACAACUACAUUGUAUGUCAAGCUGACAUAGGUUUUGAUGAUUAGGUUGGAUGUUUGUAGAAGACAGCUGUCCUCCUGGCAGCAUUGUGGAAACCAAAUUGUUGAGUUUUUGCCAUAGAGAGGUUCAUAUAUGUAUGUGUGUGUAUAAAGAGAAAGGGGCAUGCAUGUUAUGCACCCAGUCCGUUGAGUCUUAGUGUGGUUAUAUUAUUGAGGGUCUCCAGAUCUUGUGAAGAAAUUGAGAAAAUGACACUUACAAAGCUGCUCCUUCAGCUUUAUCCACUUUAUUUUUGAAAAUCUUUGUCCAAGGAAAGAGAAGAUCGCUAGGCCAAUAAAAAGGCGAAAGCAUUUCCUUCCUAAUGGACUUCCAUUCUCUACAUCUGGCCCUCUCUGUGAACCAACAGUUCUGUAACCUGUUCAUGUCAGAAAUUUAUGCUAUAGGCUGCUUUACUCUAAGAUACUACAAAAGGGUGUGCUCAAGGUCAGGAAUAUGUUGAUUGUCUGCCAACUGACUUUGAGUAAAAGUGUAUGUCAGUAUCUACAGAAACAGAUGCUUCCACUGUCAUAUUCUGUAUUUCCUGGACCAGAAGAUCUGAAAUCAUGCUGAGAUACCGGAUUAGAUUGGGGAACAUGUCAGCCUCUGGAUAAUGUUGGACACUAGUUUCUGUCAACCCCAGUCAUCAUGGCUCCUGCUGGGAAUUGCAAUGCAGCAUCAUCUGGAGAACAACAUGUUUCCAUUCCUACACUAGACCAAAGCUAUUGAAUACUUCUUUCAAAAAAUGUGCUGUAUAUGGGAUAGCUAGUAGUCUCCGUUUCCUAAUGUUUUUAUAGAAAUGCUAGACAAGUAUUUGAGCAAAUGGCUAAUAUUUCUGUGACUGCUAUUUUCAAACACACAGAUAUGUAUUUGUUCAGUAUACUGUGUUUCCCUUUGGCCUUUAUAUUAACAAUACUUGAUCAUUACUUAUAGGAAGAUAGGAAACAACUGCAAUAAGCACAUAAACCAUUUAGUUGUGAAGUACAGGUUUUUCAGAAAGGGUUGCACAACUAAAAAAUAAUUGAAUGAUUUCUUGUCAGUUUUGCUCCUAAUCUUAAAGGGAAAGUAUUGUAGCAGCUCUUUAAAAGUAUUCCCUUGGUGUUUACACUAAUUUGUAUCCUUUAUGAUAUAACUCUAUAGAGAUUUAUAUACAAUUAUGAAUUUUAAUAGGAAAUGCACUGAGUACUGUAUUCUGCAAUGGAUUGUAGGAAAAAAAGAAUGCAAAAGGAGAUGUGUAUUUUUGCUAGUAGUCUAUCUUCUGAGAUUAAAGUAAGCACAACGUCAAAAGUGGUUCCAGCUAAUAAAGUGAGACUUCUAGGGUUAGUAUUUAAGUUUUCUGUAGACUUAUGUAUAUAGGAAUAAAAUGUUUAAUCUUCUUUUGAUCAUGUAUUGCUAGAAAGGUUUGCCACUGGCUUAACAGGAUUUUAAUGAAGUUCAAACUGCAUAAUCUAGUAUUAAUUUUCAUUAACAUUUGUAUAUUUGUAAAGUCAAAUGUAUGGAACAGAAGUCUUUUUUAUCAUUUUUAUAGCUGGCAGCAUUAAACAUGUUAAACAUUCAUACUAUCAAUAAAGGUUUUUAUUUUUAUGAUUUGAA
Anolis sagrei ordinatus is the source of this 4606-nucleotide messenger RNA. It is a transcript of the gene CTTNBP2NL, whose product is annotated as CTTNBP2 N-terminal like. NCBI's taxonomy places the organism in Eukaryota, Metazoa, Chordata, Lepidosauria, Squamata, Anolidae. Gene Ontology annotation, cellular component: actin cytoskeleton. Gene Ontology annotation, molecular function: protein phosphatase 2A binding. The record is from RefSeq and is a predicted model, not a curated record. Gene Ontology annotation, biological process: protein dephosphorylation.